AUGUAUACCGAAAGAUCUUCGCUCUCAGCUGCAGUUGUGAUGGAAAAAGAAGGGGUGACGCCGAGCCAGUGUUACGCAAUUCCCCCUGAACGGGAAGACGCCAUGACGCUCGUGACUCAGAUGUUCUGGCGGUGGACAAUCGCCUUUCUCGCCCUAAUAUACGUUGUUGCAACUCAAGCGAAUGCUUCACGGCCAGCCACAGUGAGGAAACAAUCGAAUGACGCAGACGGAGAAGGAGAGGUUGACACUGGUGUCGCAGGUCGCCAGACAUCAAUGCCUACCACUCACAUCGGGGGCCUCGCUGGACGUGGACAUCGGGGAAAACAAACUAGAAAACAGUACAUUCAUCUAGACGCGUUGAAUGAGGAUGUGGAACCGGAAAUCAAGGAACCGUCACUGCGGCCCCUCUCCCAGAAAGCGACUCGAAGAGCCAAAUGGUCGAGACUUCUUUUGGAGUUGCUUCCCGCAGCUGUUUUCGUUAGCCUUCUGAUAACCAUGAUGUCCCGGGCACGACCAGUGACCAGGGUACACGAGACGGUAACUAAUUUUCUCUAUCGUCAAGGCGUCGAUGUUUCCAGGCAACUACAGGAGUUAAGGGAUGAACGACAGCGUGAGAUAGAGGCAGAAUUCGUCGAUAUUCCCCCAGACUUGGAAUAGCGGUGAGAGGGCUAUACACUUGGAAGCGACACCCAACUGUGUGACCGGAUGUGGGCGGCUUGAACUAAAUGCUUCGAGUCUGCUCACUUAAUUGAUGCACACAGGCGAGCUCACGGGAUUCGAUGUGCGGGAGGAAAUUUGCCCAUGCCAAUCAUACACAGGCCCCGAAGAAGAAGGCAUAGGGACCCGUGAUGUAUUUAUCACUCGACAGUGUUCGAGAAAAUAAGCUCUUUUGAGAAGCGAUUUUGUCGGCCGGAUUCGUUGAUUUUGUCGGGUAGUCAUCACCUGUUCUGGUGACAGUCCGAACAGGGGGUGUUACCACUGCAGGUCAGUGGCAGACUCCUACACAGUUGCCAUCUUCUUUGGUCCAGAGGUAGUUUUGUGCUAUGAAGAUUGGUUGGGCGUGACGCUGGAAUGUUUACAUCGGUACGUGCUGCAGCGCCUAUGUGCUUCGGUUGCGGCGUGCAUUGCGUAGGGCGAAUUUUGCGUUGAUUCACUUCGUUCAAUCUGGCUGGCUCUGCUACCAUGGGCAAUGCAAUAUGCGAUAAUAACGGUGCAUGCCUGCAUACGGGAUUGACGGUCGGUUGUGGCGUGCUGCUGUUAGUUUCCUGGACAUCAUUUAACGCCCCAUCAGUCAAUCACAUAUUUGCACCUCGA
Molecule: messenger RNA, 1314 nt
Organism: Toxoplasma gondii ME49
Lineage: Eukaryota; Apicomplexa; Conoidasida; Eucoccidiorida; Sarcocystidae
Exons: 2
Coding region: 1-657 (218 amino acids)
Source: RefSeq, a predicted model, not a curated record